CUCAUUAUUCAUAAAUUCAAAAUAUUGAGUGUAUAUAUAUUUAAAAUGUGUUUUAUUCUAGUGAAUAAUCUUGAGGUGGUUAGCAAAUCUGAAAAGUUUCUGUUAAAUUUUAUGUAUUUUAAUCCCAUAAUUUCUAUAGUUAGUUAAAUAGAAGAACUGGGUGAGUAUCCUACACAUAAUUUGUCCUCAACAACACUUAAAUUUGACAUGAUGUCAUCUAGAGUGGUGUAGAGUUUGUUCUAUUGGGAGUAGAUAGCUGUAGGAUACACAUACUGUCUAUCCUAUUGCUAAUUAUCUUCUUUAAUUAAAUGAAGCUGAGGAUUAGAGUGGUAAAAAUGAAGGUCCUAUUUAAUGUAGAGAAUUAUAUAGGACCUAAUUAAUUAAUUUUUGUAGUUCUGAUGAUAAAAUUUUCAGAUGGCCUUCCCAUACAAAUGGCAUCCGACCGUACUCCCAACACAAAUUUUAAAAGUGGGGCAAUUGGCAAUUGUUGCAGUACCUGCCGAAUUUACUACAAUGGCUGGGAGAAGACUUAGAGAAGCAGUGGAAGAAGUUAUCAAUGAGACAGAAGAGGACAAUAAAACAAUAGCUGUUAUUGCAGGUCUGAGUAAUGCUUAUUCGUCCUAUGUAACUACGUACGAGGAGUAUCAGGUUCAGAGAUACGAGGGAGCAUCGACCCUGUAUGGACCUUACACUUUAGAUGCUUAUAUUCAGCAGUAUAAAAUGUUAGCUAACAAUAUGAUGCUAAGAAAUGAUUUAUCCGAAGGUCCAGAGACACCUAAUCUUCUUAGCAAACAGUUCAGUUUCAAUCGUAGAAUGUUGUUCAACAUUGCACCAUUUGGCAAGAAAUUUGGAGAUGUUCUAGAAGACGUCAAAGAAAAUUAUACGGUGGGUUCGACAGUGAAAGUCACCUUCGUUAGUGGUCACCCUAUUAAUAACAUGAAGUUGGAUGACACAUUUUUGACUGUAGAAAAAUGGAAAAAUGAUACUUCAGAAUGGGAAGUAGUGGCCACUGAUGCUAAUUGGGAAACAAAGUUCUACUGGAAAAAUUCGAAUAUAUGGCUUGGAAGUUUAGGCAAAGCGGAAAUAUUAUGGGACAUACCGGAAGAUACCGAACCAGGAAAAUACAGGAUACGCCAUUUUGGAACUAGUAGAAAUGUGUUACAAAGGAUAAAUUCCUUCGAGGGCAUUUCUAGUCCGUUUUUGGUUAUUAAUGAUUAAAAAAAUGAUAGUGGGAAAGGAGGAGAACGGGUUAGCAGUUAGUAGAAAUGUCUUGUUAAAAAAUAUUUUAAUUGAUUUAUCAUUUUAUGUGAUUUAAUAUUGUAUAUAAAUGGACGGUAAAAUUGUAUAUAGCAAAUUAAUAUUUAUUAUUCUGGAAUCAU
This is a messenger RNA of Centruroides sculpturatus (bark scorpion), 1379 nucleotides long. Its product is annotated as neutral ceramidase 3-like. The transcript is spliced from 7 exons. Gene Ontology annotation, biological process: sphingosine biosynthetic process; ceramide catabolic process; long-chain fatty acid biosynthetic process. NCBI's taxonomy places the organism in Eukaryota, Metazoa, Arthropoda, Arachnida, Scorpiones, Buthidae. The coding region runs from base 415 to 1218 and encodes 267 amino acids. Gene Ontology annotation, cellular component: extracellular region. The record is from RefSeq and is a predicted model, not a curated record. Gene Ontology annotation, molecular function: N-acylsphingosine amidohydrolase activity.